Molecule: messenger RNA, 1001 nt
Organism: Coccidioides posadasii C735 delta SOWgp
Lineage: Eukaryota; Fungi; Ascomycota; Eurotiomycetes; Onygenales; Onygenaceae
Gene: NHP2
Product: ribosome biogenesis protein Nhp2
Biological process (GO): ribosome biogenesis
Cellular component (GO): nucleolus; ribonucleoprotein complex
Molecular function (GO): RNA binding
Source: RefSeq, a predicted model, not a curated record
GAACAAAUUAAAUUUUCCAUUCUUGAGGUUGUUGAUUUCCUAGAACCAUUUUAAUCCCCAUCCAGGGCUCUCCUAAUUAUCCGUCAUAAUGGCCAAGGAUCGAAGCGACAAGGAGAGGAAGAAGGAGAAGAAGGAAAAGAAACGUUCCGAGGUCGAUGGCGUUCAUAAGAAGUCGAAAAAGGACAAGGACAAGAAGAAGGCCACUGUUAUCGCCGAAGCUAUUGAGAAAGAUUUAACUGAGAGAGUUGUGGAACAGCUUGAUACUCUUCCGGACGCGGAGGAGGUAGAGGAGCGCCAAACGCGCCCUGUUGGCUCGCUUGUGCCGUUUGCGAACCCAUUGGCAGAUGAUAAAGUUGCGAAGAAAGUGUUGAAGAGUGUCAGAAAGGCCGCUGUGAAUAAGUCCCUAAAGCGAGGCGUUAAGGAAGUCGUCAAAGCUGUUCGAAAGUCGCCUGUCCCUGCUGCAAAUGUUGCGGUCACGUCGCCGAUUGGUAUCGUCGUUCUUGCAGCCGAUAUUUCCCCAGUGGAUGUAAUAUCUCAUAUUCCCGUCCUGUGUGAAGAUCACGGAAUCCCCUAUGUUUAUGUUACAUCUCGAGCCGAACUCGGCAGCGCUGGGUCGACUAAAAGACCAACAAGUGUUGUUAUGGUUCUUCCACGCCCCGGCGGGAAGAAGAAGAAGGACGAAUCUAAAGACGAUGCCGAAAAGCAGGAGGAGUACUCCAAAGUCUAUGGAGAAUUAACAAAGCUCGUUCAGAAGGAGAACAGCAGGGUGAAAGUAUAAAGUCAAAGAUGUGAUAUCUUGCGGCUGAUAUACGGGUCAAAUUCAUGUACAAUUCUGAGUUGUUUUUAUGAACCCGAUGAUUCGAAAUUUUGCGACAACGUCCAUGACACAAGAGCUCGUCAAUUCGAAGCUCCUUGCUGAAGGAAACAUUGUCUUUUAUAUUGGCGUUUGGCUGAGUGAUUGUUGAUUUGCAAGGCGUUUAUGUACGGGUAUACAAAAGGCU